Molecule: messenger RNA, 3347 nt
Organism: Marmota flaviventris (yellow-bellied marmot)
Lineage: Eukaryota; Metazoa; Chordata; Mammalia; Rodentia; Sciuridae
Gene: Cacnb2
Product: calcium voltage-gated channel auxiliary subunit beta 2
Biological process (GO): calcium ion transmembrane transport
Cellular component (GO): voltage-gated calcium channel complex
Molecular function (GO): voltage-gated calcium channel activity; protein binding
Source: RefSeq, a predicted model, not a curated record
GAGGGGACCCGCGGCCAGAGGCUGGCCGCUCGCUUUCUUCAAGCGGACUUUUUGCCAAUGGUCCAAAGCGACAUGUCCAAGUCGCCUCCCACAGCGGCGGCGGCGGUGGCGCAGGAGAUCCAGAUGGAACUGCUGGACAACGCGGCUCCCGCGGGGGCGCUUGGAGCACAGUCAUAUGGAAAAGGAGCCAGAAGGAAAAACAGAUUUAAAGGAUCCGAUGGGAGCACGUCAUCCGACACUACCUCAAAUAGUUUUGUUCGUCAGGGUUCGGCAGACUCCUACACCAGCCGUCCAUCCGAUUCAGAUGUGUCUCUGGAGGAGGACCGGGAGGCAGUGCGCAGAGAAGCUGAACGACAGGCCCAGGCACAGUUGGAAAAAGCAAAGACAAAACCCGUUGCAUUUGCAGUUCGGACAAACGUCAGCUAUAGUGCAGCCCAUGAAGAUGAUGUUCCAGUGCCAGGCAUGGCCAUUUCGUUUGAAGCAAAAGAUUUUCUGCAUGUUAAGGAGAAAUUUAAUAAUGACUGGUGGAUAGGGCGACUGGUUAAAGAAGGCUGUGAAAUCGGAUUCAUUCCAAGCCCAGUUAAACUAGAAAACAUGAGGCUACAGCAUGAGCAGAGAGCCAAGCAAGGGAAAUUCUACUCCAGUAAAUCAGGAGGAAAUUCUUCAUCCAGUUUGGGUGACAUUGUUCCUAGUUCCAGAAAAUCUACACCUCCAUCAUCUGCUAUAGACAUAGAUGCUACUGGCUUAGAUGCAGAAGAAAAUGAUAUUCCAGCAAACCACCGCUCCCCUAAGCCCAGUGCAAACAGUGUAACGUCACCCCACUCCAAAGAGAAAAGAAUGCCCUUCUUUAAGAAGACAGAGCACACUCCUCCUUAUGAUGUUGUACCUUCCAUGCGGCCGGUGGUCCUAGUAGGCCCCUCUCUGAAGGGUUAUGAGGUCACAGAUAUGAUGCAAAAAGCAUUGUUUGAUUUUUUAAAACACAGAUUUGAAGGGAGGAUAUCUAUCACAAGGGUCACUGCUGACAUCUCCCUUGCCAAACGCUCAGUAUUAAACAAUCCCAGUAAGCAUGCAAUAAUAGAAAGAUCCAACACAAGAUCAAGCUUAGCGGAAGUUCAGAGUGAAAUCGAAAGGAUCUUUGAACUUGCAAGAACAUUGCAACUGGUAGUUCUUGAUGCGGAUACUAUUAAUCAUCCAGCUCAACUCAGUAAAACAUCUUUGGCCCCUAUCAUAGUGUAUGUAAAGAUUUCGUCUCCUAAGGUUUUACAAAGGUUAAUAAAAUCUCGAGGGAAAUCCCAAGCUAAACACCUCAAUGUCCAGAUGGUAGCAGCAGAUAAACUGGCUCAGUGCCCUCCAGAGUUGUUUGAUGUGAUCCUGGAUGAGAACCAGCUUGAAGAUGCUUGUGAGCACCUUGCUGACUAUCUGGAGGCCUACUGGAAGGCCACUCAUCCUCCCAGCAGCAACCUCCCCAACCCUCUCCUUAGCCGUACCUUAGCCACUUCAACUCUGAGCCCCACCCUAGCCUCUAACUCACAGGGUUCUCAAGGUGAUCAGAGGACUGAUCGCUCAGCUCCUGCCCGUUCUGCUUCCCAAGCUGAAGAAGAACCUUGUUUGGAACCAGUCAAGAAAUCCCAGCAUCGUUCUUCCUCCUCUGCCACACACCACAACCAUCGCAGUGGUACAAGUCGAGGGCUCUCCAGGCAAGAGACUUUUGACUCUGAAACCCAGGAGAGUCGAGACUCUGCCUAUGUGGAGCCAAAGGAAGAUUAUUCCCAUGAACAUGUGGACCACUAUGCCCCACAUCGUGACCAUAACCACAGAGAUGAGACCCAUGGGAGCAGUGACCACAGACAUAGGGAGUCUCGGCACCGUUCGAGGGACAUAGACCGAGAGCAGGACCACAAUGAGUGCAACAAACAACGAAGCCGUCAUAAAUCCAAGGAUCGCUACUGUGACAAGGAUGGAGAAGUAAUAUCCAAAAAGCGGAAUGAUGCUGGGGAAUGGAAUAGGGAUGUUUACAUCCGCCAAUGACUUUUGCCCUUUGUCUCCCCCUCCCUCAAGUCCCCUCAAACAAAAUCUUUGGGGUCUACAUUGCAAUCACAUGUGAUCUGUCUUGUAUAUUUUGUAUUGCUGUUGCUUAAAUAGCAAUAGCAUGAAAUAGAGUAUUAAUAUCCAUUCUUUUCUUUUGGAAGUGCUAUAUAAACUGGCCUGGUACAGCAGUUGUUCUCUGGUUGUAUACUAGACUCUUCAAAACCUGUUUGGGGUAGCUGCCACAUGAACAAAAUUUUUGCCGUCCAGACGACAUUGGUGUUUUAAGAAAUGUAGCUGAUGUACAUCCAGCAAGCCAGAUGCAGCACAGAUUAAAAAGUGGAAUUUCUUGGUUCUCCAGAUUUUUAAUACCCAGAUACCUGAUGGGCAUAUUCAUUCAUUCAUGGACCACUGUUUCUUGCUUGUACCUCUGGCUGACUAAAUUUGGGGACAGAUUCAGUCUUGCCUUAUACAAAGGGGAUCAUAAAGUUAGAUUCUAUUUUCUAUGUACUAGUACUGUGUACUGUAUAGACAGUUUGUAAAUGUUAUUUCUGCAAACACCUUAUUAUAUAUAAUAUAUAUAUAUAUAUAUCAGUUUGAUCACACUAUUUUAGAGUCUUAAUGCCAAGUCAGCAGAUUUGCUUUAUGAAUUACAGGGAUUAGAAAUGCCCACAUUCAGGAAAUUUGUAAUAAUGUUGUCUAGACACCUCUCCCCAUUCUAAAAGAAAGUCUGUAUAUAAUGUAAAUAUGUGUGAUUGCUUGACUUAAAAAGGUUUGAUUUCUGAAUGUUCUACCAUCCUUGUAAGUUUAUAAUUUUAAUCAUAAAUUAUGGUAAAUAUAACCAAACUCCAGAGAUUGUUCUACUCCAUACAGUUCACCCAGAUUGUGACAAACACAUACUUAGGAGCUAGUCACGGCACUGGAGUAUGAGAGCUGGAACCCGCUGUGUGCAUGUGUCUGUACGUAAGAAUGUGCACGAGUGACUGAGAUGAUUGAGAUGCUGAAGACUAAUGAAGAAACUAAAGUCUGCUAUCUAGAAUUCUCACCUGGCUUUGUACUUAAUCGUGCUAUAUGUUGCUUUAAUAAUCCAUUGAGAAGUCAGGGAAGGUGAGGAAGCUUGCUGCCAAAGGUAACUAGGAAAGCAUUCAUCUGCUGGCUCCUUAUUUUUGCUCCUAGAGAGUAAAAAUACAGGCAACUUUUACUGUGAGUGUUUCACUGGAAAUAUCCAAUCUUUGUGUGUUAGAGUAUUUGUUUUAGUAAGAAAUGUUUACACAGCUUGUGGAAGUAUUUCAUAGUAAAAUAAAUUUUUAUAACUUCUCCCA